AUGUCGAACCAGGCAGUCGGGGCCGUCUACAAGGCCAUCAUUGACGACGUUGUCAAUAGCUCGAGAGUUGACUUUGAGGAAAGCGGCGUCGAAGAGUCGGUGUUGGAGGAGCUCAGACAGGGAUGGCAACGAAAGCUCACCCAGCUUGACGUCGCGUCGUUUCCUUGGGAUCCCAAGCCCGACCCUCCUCCCGUACAAGUACCACAACCUGCAAUGGCAGCCCCCCAAACUCAUGCUCAGGCACAGUUCUCGCCUCAACUCAACAACCCUACAGGUCUUUCUCUGCCAGGGAUGGCCCAACCUCAAGUCCAGAAUGGUGUUAAGCCCGAAGGGAAUUAUGUCAAGACUGAAUCCCCCGUGUCCAUCAAGCAAGAGCCCGGCUUACAGGGAAACCCGAUGGCUUAUCAACAGUACGCCAACACAAACCCCAAUAUCAACAUGAAUGACAAAAACAACGUGGCAGCCAACCGCGCUGCCCAGCAACUGCAAGCUCAAUAUGGCCAGCGCGCCGCUGGCUCCAUUAACGCUUUGCAUCAGCAGCAACAGCCACACCCUCAGCAGGGUCAGCAGCAGCAACCCCAGCAACAACAACCUGCUUUGCCCCAACAACAACAGAUCCAUCAACAGCAACAGCCUACUCAGCAGCCGAACUUGACCCAGCAACAACAACAUCAGCAGCAGAUGUAUCGUCAGCAGAUGGCCGCAGCAACUGCCCAACAGCAACAGCAGCACCCCUCUAAUGGGCACCCCCACAUUCAAAACGGCCAGACUGACGGUGCUGGCGACGUGGAAGAUUACGAGGGUGUGCUGAUGGAGCGGGCUGCUUCUGGCGACUUCCGCGAACUUGGACGAGUCGAGAUCGACCGCAUGCUGCAUGAACAGAUUCUUGCCAAGGCUAAGAGCAUGGAGGGUGGCGGCCUGAUGGUACCCUUGAAAGAGGCCACUCGACACUCAACAGCCUCGGGAUCGCGCAAGGCCAAGGGCAAGCAACCGGCCGCGUACGAUGGAGGUGACGAUGAUGAAGAGGACGAUGACGAUGCUAUCAACUCCGAUCUUGACGACCCGGAGGAUGACCGAGACGACGACGAUGUCGAUGACGAGGGACUGGGCAACAUCAUGCUGUGCAUGUAUGACAAGGUGCAGCGUGUGAAGAACAAGUGGAAGUGCACCCUCAAGGACGGUGUCUUGACCGUCAACGGUAAAGAGUAUGUCUUCCACAAGGCCACUGGUGAGUACGAGUGGUAG
Molecule: messenger RNA, 1245 nt
Organism: Fusarium coffeatum
Lineage: Eukaryota; Fungi; Ascomycota; Sordariomycetes; Hypocreales; Nectriaceae
Exons: 3
Coding region: 1-1245 (414 amino acids)
Biological process (GO): transcription by RNA polymerase II; transcription initiation at RNA polymerase II promoter
Cellular component (GO): transcription factor TFIIA complex
Source: RefSeq, a predicted model, not a curated record